AUGUCAUGCACGAUAUGUGCGGAGAGGAAUUUCCCUAGCUUACGACCUUCCAUGGAAGAACCGACAUCGCUCUUCGCCACAGGAUGUGGACUAACAGGCUGGAACAUCGUCGUAAUCAACAUCGCGGGCCUCUUUGUCUUGAUGGCUCUUUCCUACUACAGAGGGGAGACGCGCAAGCUACGACACAUCCCUACCGUUGGACCGACGACGCCGAUUCUUUCGUACAUCGGUGCUUUCCGAUUUAUCUUCGAUGCAUCGAACGUCAUUCGUGAACACAUAGAGAAGGUCCCCAACAGCAUGUUCAAAGUGGCCGACGUCUUCCGAUGGCAGGUGGUGAUUCACGAUCCAAAGCUCAUCGAAGAAGUCAAGAUGCUGCCUGACGGCAUCUUAUCAUCGUUCGAUGCUCAAAACGAGUCUCUCCAAACAUGGUACAGCCUCGGACGGCACAUCGUCACGAACCCGUACCAUCUUCCCAUCGUGCGAACGCAGUUGACGCGGGCGCUUCCACAACUCGUCCCUGCGGUCCACGAGGAAGUAGUGGACGCGUUCGAUGACUUCAUCCCGGCGACAGAUGGUUGGACCAGUGUAAAAGCCCUCGAGACGAUGAUGAAGAUCGUCGCUCGCGCGAGCAACCGGAUUUUCGUCGGCGCCCCUCUAUGCAGAGACCCUGAUUACAUCGAUCUCGUAGUGCAGCACGCCGUGGAUGUCGUAAGGGUCGGGACCACUCUUCGUCUCGUGCCGAGUGUCCUUCGUCCACUAUUGAACGCUAUGAUAUCUCACGUACCGAGAGGAGUUGCGCGUGGCAUGAAGCAUCUAGCGCCGGUGUUCGCCGCUCGCCGAAAAUGUCACCAGGAGAAGGGAGACGCCGAUUCUGAAAAAUCGCUUGACUUUUUAUCGUGGCUCAUGGAAGUAGCCCAAGGAGAAGAGAGAACAGAUUGGCAUCUGACAUCUCGUUUGUUGAUGAUGAACUGGGUGGCAGUUCACACAUCGACUAUGACCUUCACUCACGCUCUUUAUUACUUGGCGGCGUAUCCCGAGUAUCUGAAGCCCCUUCGAGAAGAGGUCGAAGAAGUCGUGAAAAGACACGGAUGGUCCAAAGUCGCUCUUGACGAGAUGCACCGCGUCGAUAGCUUCAUCAAGGAGUCGCAGAGGUUAGACCCGCUCGCCGUCCUGCUAGUGAACCGUGUCGUCCUCAAGGACCACGUCUUCUCCGACGGCACGCUGCUGCCCAAAGGCACUUUCCUCUCCGUCGCAACACCCAAAACGCAUCUCAACGCGCAGACGUACGAGGACCCUCUCCGAUUCGACGGGCUCCGCUACGCCAAAAUGCGAGAACGCGCCUUGGGCCAGACCUUGUGCUCUAACCCGGACGUCGGAGGUGGCUCUAAGAGGAAGUUCGACAUGGUGACCACCAGCGUCGACUCGCUCGCUUUUGGUCUGGGGAGGCACGCGUGUCCGGGUCGAUUUUUCGCCACUUGCGAGCUGAAGAUUAUGCUGGCGCACGUAGUGGUCAAGUAUGAUAUCAGGCUGCAGAAUGAGGGUGUUCGACCUGCGAAUAGGUGGUAUGCCACUGCGUUCCCGUGA
Molecule: messenger RNA, 1584 nt
Organism: Cyclocybe aegerita
Lineage: Eukaryota; Fungi; Basidiomycota; Agaricomycetes; Agaricales; Hemipholiotaceae
Source: the annotation of a GenBank genome assembly